Messenger RNA from Candoia aspera, 786 nucleotides. It is a transcript of the gene PMF1, whose product is annotated as polyamine modulated factor 1. Gene Ontology annotation, cellular component: MIS12/MIND type complex. The record is from RefSeq and is a predicted model, not a curated record. Lineage: Eukaryota; Metazoa; Chordata; Lepidosauria; Squamata; Candoiidae. The transcript is spliced from 6 exons. Gene Ontology annotation, biological process: chromosome segregation. Bases 1 to 714 code for a protein of 237 amino acids.
AUGGUGGGAGGCGCGAGGCCGCCCGCUCGCGCGCAGCUGCCGCCAAUCAGGAACCGCGCGGGCGCCGCUGGGCGGGGCCUCGCCGGGUUUGGAUCCGCUGCUUUUGGCGGGCCGAAGAUGGCGGCGGCGGCGAAGGGGGUGGAGGCGGGUCGCGCGCCGGGCGCGUCGUCCGUGGCGGCCCCUCAGGGGAGCCUCGGCCGCGAGCAGAUCCUGGACUUCGUGGUCAGCCACUUCCUGCGGACGCUGGACACCGGCGGGUGUCGUCUUUUCACCAAGUGCUACAGCCGCCUCUACAAAGCACAGCCCGAAUUCACAAAAUGUGUUUAUAAUCAGUUCAUCUCCCAUCUGCAAAACUCAGUACUGGAAGAGAUUCAGGCGCUCAAGCAGGAAGGAAAUCUACUGGUGCUUUUUGAGUCACUGGAUAAGCUUGAGAAAGGAGUGAAGGACAAGGACACGUGUGCAUGGCGCCCGAGCGGAAUCCCGGAGGAAGAUGCCCGCGGGGUCGUCACGCCCUACCUUCUGAAGCAGCGCAGGUUCCUCCAGAAAGCCCUGCAGGAGAAGCAGGAGGGCAACGGCCGGCUGGGCGCCGCUGUGGUGGCCGGUCGGGAGAGGAUCGCGGAGCUGCAGGAGCAGAUCCGGAAGCGGAAGGACGAGUGGCAGGGAAUUGCUACCGACGGCCGAAAGAUGAUGGAGACCUUUGAUGAGCUUCCCUGAGAAGGCCUGGCCCGACUGCUGUUUGUGGGCAGGGCCUGACCCACCUGGGGGAGGACGCGGGAGAGCCGCAGG